UAUGAGAAGGAGGUAGUGCGAAUAUUUACUAACGCAGUCUCGAGAUAAAGUGUUCAAAAAAGCCGUAAAGCCGUAAAAGUCUACAUUUUCUCCACCCGGUUACACUGUGUUAAAUUUGACAGCUGAAAUUCGGAAGUCAUUUUGUUUAUAUUACGAGAAGCAUUGUGGUACAAUACUUGAAGAAUUAAAUUUCUUUCAUAAGUUGUGGACAAUGGUUUAAAUAAUAAAAAGUAAAACUACUUAUAAAUAACUGUGGUAUCUCCGAAGAAUAUACAUACGUGUCUUGAAUUGUACAAUUUGAAAUUCCGUAAAAUACGCUAAAACCAGUCACCAUUGGUUAAAUUCAAUUUAUAUAUCAUUAACAAAUUGGGAAUAAAUUAGUGAAUAUCAAAUUUUAAAUAAUAUACAUAUAAAUAUAUACAUUGACUGUGUAUGUGAUUUAAUAUUUUUCAAUUCGGUGCAUAUUUACGUUUGACAAGUGAAAUAAGUGCUCAAUAAACUGAACUCUAAUCUCAUUCCGUAACAGCUGAAAAACUUCGACUAUUGCAUACGUUUUGUUUUCCAUUGAUAAUAAAUUUGGUUUGCAAUGAAUAUCGUCGGGGACUAUGAGUACAGCUCAAAGGACAUGCUAGGCCAUGGUGCUUUUGCCGUGGUCUAUAAAGGACGUCAUCGUAAAAAACAUUUUCCCGUUGCUAUAAAAUGCAUCACCAAAAAGGGGUUGAUCAAAACCCAAAAUUUGCUUGGAAAAGAAAUCAAAAUUUUGAAAGAAUUGACAGAGUUGCAUCAUGAGAAUGUCGUUGCAUUGUUGGACUGUAAAGAAUCACAAGACUGCGUCAAUUUGGUUAUGGAGUACUGCAAUGGCGGGGACUUGGCAGACUAUCUUACUGUAAAGGGCACUUUGAGUGAGGACACUGUCAGACUCUUUCUCAUACAAUUGGCUGGCGCAAUGAAAGCACUUUAUACUAAAGGAAUUGUGCACCGUGAUCUCAAACCACAGAAUAUUUUGCUAUCGCACAAUUAUGGCAAAGCAUUGCCUGCUCCAUCGAAAAUCACUUUGAAAAUAGCGGAUUUUGGGUUUGCACGCUUCCUAAAUGACGGCGUUAUGGCGGCCACGCUUUGCGGCUCACCAAUGUACAUGGCACCUGAAGUUAUAAUGUCCUUGCAAUACGAUGCUAAAGCUGAUCUCUGGUCUUUGGGCACUAUUGUUUAUCAGUGCCUCACUGGCAAGGCCCCAUUUUCUGCACAAACUCCGAAUGAGUUGAAGGGUUACUAUGAAAAAAAUGCUAACUUGGCACCAAAAAUAUCCAGUGGGGUCUCGCCCGAUUUACGCGACUUACUGUUGGGCUUGCUACGGCGCAAUGCCAAGGACAGAAUUUCAUUUGAGAACUUUUUCAGUCAUCGUUUCUUGCAGGGUAAAAAAAUCAUCACCUCUGUUUCGCCCACUGAUGUUCCCCCGCAGUUGUGUUUGGAUACCACUCCGCAAGCAAAAACGAAAACUACCCAUCAACAACUUCAACAAUUGCAGCAAGGUAGCGAGGUCGAGGUUGAGGCUACUGCAGCUCAACAAGACGAGAACGCUGUUUCAGUUGUGGAAAAUCCAGCCAUCUGCGCGACUAUUACGAACGUAGGUGUGCUUUGUGAUAGCGAGAAUAAUAGUGUUUCAUCUGGCUCACCAGAGGACUCAGAUGACUUUGUUCUGGUCCCUAAGAAUCUCCCAGAAGAUAAAAAUGUCAUUGAAUAUGAGAAGAAGUACGAAAAACGUACACAUGGUAAAUUAAAUAAGCCUAAACGUUACUCUCUUCCUCAAACCAGGCACUCAGCCGCAUGUCAAGUGGCUCAAACAACAAAUCAAUCAAGUCCACCACGCCCAAGCAGUCUACCCAUAUCGGAACCUAAGCCAGUUCCUGCACCAGCUCGCCGAUUUUCAUCAAACACAGGCAAUGCUGUCGGUAACAGUGCCGAUAGUGACAGAGCUCAACGCACGCGUUCUAAUAAUUCGAAUGAUAUUGCACUGGCAUCGUCGCCAAAACAAGCGGCUGUCGGCAUGAACGGACAACAAUUUCCACGUUCACAGCCGAUUAGUGUCAAGCAACGCGCGGAACAUCGCAAGACUAGCGUCAGCAGCGAUAUUAAUUCCAUUUCACCGCCAGCGGUCCAGUUUGCCAUUGGUACACCGCCUGGACGUCGGCGAUCUGCCUCCGGUAGCUCAUUAUCGGAGACGCCACCACCAAGUGCGCCAUGUACUUGGCAGGUAAGCCCCGGUACACAGACGCAAUCUCCUCUGCGGCGGUCAGGUCAUAGUUCACCGGUUCUUCCGUCUGCAUUAGCUAAAUUACCUGCACUGGGUAGUCCUACAUUGAUUGUUGGUCCCGGUUCUGUGGGUUCGCUGGGUUCCGGGUCUGGUGGAUCCGAAAAUAAUAAUCAUCACGUAUUGGGUCCGCGUGCGUUUACGCUACCGGAGUUAGGUGCCACGGGGGGUUUGCAAAGCCUGUUGGAUACAGCUAGCAGUCGCGUCACCGGCGCGGAAGGACAUCAACUUCACACGUUCCAUGCACCUGAAUUGUCGGAAGAGACGCUUAUGGACCGCGAGCAUAAUGAGACACUUUCGAAGUUGAACUUUGUUUUGGCACUUACCGACUGCAUACAAGAGGUUGCAGACUCACGUUGUGCACCACUUUCGGCAUUAAUGGCUGUAGGUGCCACUUUUAAUGACCCGCAGACCAUACCGCCACAUGCACCGGAGCAUUGCAAACGGGCUGAGCGGUUGGUGCUAUUGGUACGUGCUCUGCAGCUUCUCUCGAGUGGCUUGAACUUGGCAUCCCAACAGUUGCGAUGUGGAAAUCUUAAGCCGUCAUCAAAUGUUAAAAACGCUCUGCUGACAAUGAACUCCAAAUAUCGUUCAAUUCUAUCCGAGUCAAAGAAAUUAAAUGGUUCUGGCUUGCUGCAAAAAGCUAAUGCAUUCAACAUUACAGCUGACAAGAUCCUUUAUGAUUAUGCUUUAGAUAUGUGUCAAGCGGCCGCUUUGGAUGAGUUGCUAAGUAACACAAAAAAUUGCUUUGAACGCUACAAUACGGCACACAUCCUGCUGCACUCGUUGGUACAGAAAUGCAACCAUCCACAGGACAAGAUGUUACUGAAUAAAUAUCGCGAUGCAGUUGAGAAGCGUUUAAGUAUUUUACAGCAACAAGGCUAUAUAUAUGUGACCGACGAAAACUCUUAAGGUUCCGAACGCAGAGCUUACGGUUAAUUUUUGAGCCCAUAAUUUUUCGAUCAUGAGUCAACAAAUUCCGGACCUUGCGAUACAUUGUCUUGCUGUAAUUGAAAAUUAUUUUAAGUAAAAAAUUAUUUAACCAAUGUUUUCCAUUACCCUUGUUUGCACGUGUGUGUCAUUGGAAAGAUGGACCACGAAAUAUAUUCAUGUAUACAUUUUAAACAGUACACUCUCCGCUUUUCUAAAAGUCGACUUUAUUUUAAAUCUUUUCGUCAAUGCACUUGAUGGAGAGGGUAAAGAUAUGGAUGUGUUCGAGCCACGCAAUAAUUAUCGCGAUCUUGUUACUUGCUUCAUACUCUUGUGCUAAUGCUGAAGUAAUAAUCUGCUGAUAUUUGAAAGAGUUGGAAAAAAGUAUGGAAUAGUUGAUGAGAGAUAUAUCAUAUAUGCAUAUUGGCCAUGUUUAAACAUGUUUUACAUUUUAAUUUAGUUUGCAUUUUUCAACCCAGUCCUCUGCCCAAAUAAUCGAUUUCUUAUUCAAACGAAACUAAUCUUUUAAGUCCAUCGACAACUGGCUAACAACAACCAAUAAUACAAACCAUUUUUCGUGCUCCAUUCCAGAAGCGCAGUGAAUGUUUUUGUCUCGCGCUUGUUUUGCUCUUGAUGCCCUACAGAUUAUCCAAGUGUGAAGUUACCAAUGUGGCUGUAGUUUUUGCUUAAAACAAGAUACUAUCUUACAAAACGGGACACAAUUUGCAAUUAUUGAAGCUUGAACGUAACCUACCUUAGUUCAUACACAUUUUGUGUUUUAGAAAGCUCCUCCGUGGCUAAUGUUAUUAUGAAUAACAUUUUGAACUCUAAAGUGCUCGCGCUUGAACAUUUUGCCGACCGCGAGAAGUUGUUUAAAAUUCAAAAAUGUUUACGUAAUUUUGCCAAAGUAUUACUAUUGUCCAAAACUGGAAAAGUUGAAUAAAUGUUUUACAAUCUGUUUUAUAAAAUAA
Anastrepha obliqua is the source of this 4209-nucleotide messenger RNA. RefSeq names its product serine/threonine-protein kinase unc-51 (gene Atg1). Gene Ontology annotation, molecular function: protein serine/threonine kinase activity; ATP binding. The transcript has 13 exons. Bases 587 to 3220 code for a protein of 877 amino acids. The record is from RefSeq and is a predicted model, not a curated record. Lineage: Eukaryota; Metazoa; Arthropoda; Insecta; Diptera; Tephritidae. Gene Ontology annotation, cellular component: autophagosome; cytoplasm. Gene Ontology annotation, biological process: protein autophosphorylation; autophagy; positive regulation of autophagy.